Messenger RNA from Homarus americanus (American lobster), 1359 nucleotides. Its product is annotated as skin secretory protein xP2-like. NCBI's taxonomy places the organism in Eukaryota, Metazoa, Arthropoda, Malacostraca, Decapoda, Nephropidae. The record is from RefSeq and is a predicted model, not a curated record. The coding region runs from base 1 to 1359 and encodes 452 amino acids. The transcript has a single exon.
AUGGUGGUCACCGAAGGACGCUCCCCACGCGGUCGCAGAAGGACGCUUCCCAGGUGGUCGCCGAAGGAUGCUCCAGGCCGUCGCCGAAGAGGACGCUCCCCAGGCCGUCGCCGAAGAGGACGAUCCCCAGGCCAUCGCCGAAGAGGACGCCCCAGCGCCGUCGCCGAAGGACGCUCCCCAGGCCGUCGCCAAGGGGACGCUCCCAGGCCGUCGCCGAAGGGGACGCUCCCAGGUCGCCGAAGAGGACGCCCCCAGACCGUCGCCAAAGGGAUGCUCCCAGCUGUCGCCGAAGGUGACGCUCCCCAGUCCGUCGCCGAAGAGGAGGCUCCCCAGGCCGUCGCCGAAGAGGACGCCCCCAGGCUGUCGCCGAAGAGACGCUCCCCAGACCGUCGUCGAAGGGGACGCUCCCCAGCCGUCGCCGAAGGACCCUACCCAGGCCGUCGCCGAAGGACGCUUCCAGGCCGUCGCCGAAUGGGACGCUCCCAGGCCGUCGCCGAAGGGACCUUCCCAGGCCGUCGCCGAAGGGGACGCUCCCCAGGCUGUCGCCGAAGGGACGCUACCGAGGCCGUCGCCGAAGGGCUCCCCGGCCGUCGCCGAAUGGGACGUUCCCCAGGCCGUCCCCGAAGGGACGCUUCCCAGGCCGUCGCCGAAGGGGAAACCCCACAGGUCGCCGAACGGACGCCCCAGGCCGUCGCCGAAGGACGCCUCCCAGGCCGUCGCCGAAGGAGACGCCUCCCAGGCCGUUGCCGAAGGACCCCCCAGGUAGCCGAAGAGGAUGCCCCCAGGUGGUCGCCGAAAGGACGUUCCCCAGGUGGUCGCCAAGGAACGUUCCAGGCGGUCACCGAAGGGGACGCUCCCCAGGCGGUCACCGAAGGGGACGCUCCCCAGAAGGUCGCCGAAUGGGACGCUCACCAGGCCGUCGCCGAGAGGGACACUCCCCAGGCGGUCACCGACGGGGACGCUCCCCAGAAGGUCGCCGAAUGGGACGCUCACCAGGCCGUCGCCGAGAGGGACGCUCCCCAGGCGGUCACCGAAGGGGACGCUCCCCAGAAGGUCGCCGAAUGGGACGCUCACCAGGCCGUCGCCGAGAGGGACACUCCCCAGGCGGUCACCAAAGAGGAAGCUCCCCAGGCUGUCACCGGAGGGAAAGCUCCCCGUAGAGCUGCUGUCCAAAUGCCCUGGGCCAAUAAACCAAUUCACCAGGCCAAGAAUACCUUGGUCCCAGGGGCCCAAGGUAAUCUAAAAUCAAAGGCUGAGCACGCACCAAACAGAGUGGCAGAAGCCCGUAAAGCUGCUGCCCAACAGGGCCGGGCCAUGGUCAAGGCUCGCCGGUUGAAAACAGCUAUAAAACAAAAGUGA